Molecule: messenger RNA, 3885 nt
Organism: Pleuronectes platessa (European plaice)
Lineage: Eukaryota; Metazoa; Chordata; Actinopteri; Pleuronectiformes; Pleuronectidae
Gene: tepsin
Product: TEPSIN adaptor related protein complex 4 accessory protein
Exons: 13
Coding region: 83-1966 (627 amino acids)
Cellular component (GO): trans-Golgi network membrane
Source: RefSeq, a predicted model, not a curated record
CUAGCUGUCACCUCGACACCCCGCCCCUCCUCGCUCCGCCCUCAGAGGAAGAUGAGGAACCCGGAGUUCGGACUGCGAAAUCAUGGCAACGUUCAUGGAGCGGUUAGCUUUCCUCCAGAAAGUGCCCACCCUGAUGAAGGCUACCGCAGAUGAUGAAAACCCCUGUCCUGGCUACUUGUUCCAGGAGAUUGGAAAAAUCUCCCAUGAAUCUUCAGGUUGUGGACAGUGUUUGUUGGAGUACCUUUUGGAGAGGCUGCAAGCUGGGUCCUGUCACGUCAAAUUAAAGGUGCUGAAGAUCUUUGUCCAUCUCUGCAGCCAUGGUUCAAACCAUUUCCUCACAGAACUUAGAAGGAACUCCACCUUCAUCCAGCAAGCGUCAGUUUAUAGUGGCCCACCUGAUCCCAUUCAUGGCACAGCAUUGUACCAGAAAGUGAGGAAUACAGCACAGGAAGUGGCCAGGUCGCUUUUCACAGAUGCAAUGUUAAACAAGAGCAGCGUCUCUCCACUCAACCACGGCAUGGGUAUGGGCUCUGACCACAGGUCAGGAAUGCAGGGCUUUGGUUACAGUCCAGGGAAGCAAGGCACAGGCAGUGACUCCCUAUUGGAUAAGAUCCAGAAAGCUGCAGAGGUAGUUGCGAGUGCUGUCCUUCCACCGACUGAACACCAGGGCAUCCGUCUCCAAGAAAACCAUUAUAGGGCCGUUGUCGCGCCGUCUGCACCCAUAGAGGUUGCGGUGCCUGCAUGUGCCUAUAACCUGCCUGCUCGCAAACUGAAAGCAGUGACCCAGCGGUGCCCGGGGAAGGUAGGAGGCGGCUGGGAAGAGACCGACAGCGGCAACAGCUCCUCUCACAACUCCUCUCAGGACAUCGCAGCCAACAGCAGGGCCUCAGCUGGCAGCAAGUCAGCGGGGACCGGGAGCCAAUCGGGGGCCAGCAGAGAGAGCAGUGGGGACCUAUCAGAACGGGUUGAUGCUUUGCAGUUGGGGGACUGUGGCCAGGAGAUGGCUCUCAUCAGCAGACUGACUGAAGGAUCCAGAGUGUUCCUGUCCAGAGAGGAGAACCAACACUUCAUCAAAGAAUGCUCCAUUCUUAACUGUGAGGUUGUGGUGGAGUUGCUCUCAAGCAAACUUCAAGAUCCCUCAAACACUGUUAAGAUGAGGACUCUGUGUGCUAUCGCAUGCCUCAUGACCUCUGACCUCCUCUCGCUGGAGCAAAUGUUUGGAGCCACACAAAGGAGACUUCGCCAGCUGAGUGAGGGGCCCCCGGGGCCUGUGGCAAACAAAGCCACCAAGAUUUUGCGACAGUUUGAAGCUCUGACCGGUGGAUCUUUGAACGCUCCCAAGCCGGAUACAGCAAACGGCAGCCACCAGGCUACAAGUAAUCAGCCUCACACAUCUUCAUACUCAGGCCCUUUACUACCGUCUUGCUUUGCUGACAGCACCAACCUCAACCAUCUUCAGCCUGACAUUGUGACCGUAGAUGUCCCUCAGCUACCAGAUCCCCCAUCUUCCCCUUCUGGUCUGGCUUUGGCACAGAAACACCCAGCAGACCUGAUGCUUGACGGGGGUGAGGUGAAACUUUCUUCCAUUCAGCCAGAGCCCAUCAGGACUGCUGACGUUGCACUGGCUGUUGAUGAUCCAGAGCUUACCAGAGACAGAGGUUCCUCUCCUCUCUAUGAGCCGCAGAGCGAGCAGCUCUGUCUGAGCAGAGUGUCUCUGUUCAGUGGAAUGGAGCUGGUGACCAGGGGGAGGCUGCUGUGCGAGAGGGAAAGAGAAAUGUCCACGACUGACAUGGACAUAAAGGAGGAUGGCUUAAAGCAGAAUGCAGCUGUGUAUAGGUCUGAUGAUGCAGAACAUUCAACUGCCCCUGUCAACAGUACCAUCAGUGAGAGUUCUCCUUCAUUUUGCAACUCGGCUGCAUCCGAUAGCAGCCAGCCAGUAUCUGCCUUCUCAUUUCUCAAAUGUUGACCAACAACUGCUGCUGGGACUGUUCUACCUAAACCAAUGAUGUCAUCACAUAUAUAUAUAUAUAUCAUUUUAGGAAAUCUAUUUAAUUAAAAAACGACCUCAGAUCUGCAAGGUUAUACUGUAGAGGCAGCAAAUUCAUAUUAUGUCCAAGUUGUCUAUUCAUAUAUGUGUCGUGCCUCUGUGGAAGCUGUACUUACAGGACCAGCGUGUGGGAUUAAUGCUGAGUUCACACUACAUGGUUUUCACUUUUUGGGGCUCUGGUGUACACAGAAUUGAUUUCAGGGCCAAGACUCUGUCAUCCGUUCGUUGUACACUGUUUACAGUUGGACUAGUUUCUACACAAAUGUUUCUCCACCCAAAACACAAACACUGACACCUCUAGUAGCUGCUCUAGGUCCAGACAAUAUUUUGGCUCAACUUUAUUCACAGCUAACCUCAUAUGAAUCCAGAUGAACUAAAAAGCUGAUUGCUGAUGCAUUUUGGUUCAUGUUUUCUGCGUGUAUUGCUCUCAACAUUAACUGUUUACCUGCACGUCGUCUCCUCCGACUAGAUUUAUAGCAGGCCAAAUAUCUAGAUAAGUCAGCAACAAAUACAUUUAAAAUUUGCCAUUUAGAUCACAAGACGGGGCGAAGAGUGCGUAGUCUGUGACCCUGUCGCCAGACAAGCAAGUGGUAUGAUCUGCACAGUGAUACGAUGUCUUUAAAAGACGUGUAGUCUGAACUUUGCUUGGAGAGCCUUUUAGCAGUGAGGUUCCACAUUGUGAUCAACUCAACCCCUCCCUGCUCUCUUUCUAAAAAUGUAGGAGAACCUCCAUUGGCCUUCAGCUUGCAUAAUUACAAAACGUCCUCCUCAGAGCCAGUGUUUGGUUUGUCCCUUCUGGGCUACUGGAGAAACAAUGUAAUUCAAUAUGAGAGGAGGACCUGCCUCUCAUUUCCAUGUGACUGGCUCAUUUUAAGUGAACAAAAAACAUGUGUAACUAACUGAAAACAGGUUAUGAUUAUUAUAUUUCAUUUAUACAAUUUGUAUAAAACGGGUUUGCUUUGAAUCCUCCACGCUGCUCCUUUAAGCAGCAGAUUUGGUGAGAGACAGAUUGAGGACUCUGUGCUGUAGUCGUUGAGGGAUGUUUCACGAGUAUGGUGGUCUUGAAUUACUGGUUCUAACUGAUGGCUGCUUUAUCUCAGGAUUUAUUUUAGGUAACAACUCUUUCGCCUCCGCAGCAGCCCCUGAAACCUCUGAGGGACAAUCCCUUGAUUUGUAAUUUGCACUACAGUUGCUUUUUUUAAUGAUCUCAUGAAACUACAAAGCAGUCGUCUUCCAUGUUUCGUUGGUACUAAGCUAUCAGUAUUGUGUAAAAUUUACAAGUUAAGUCAUUCUACCCUGUAUUGAUUGAAACCUACCCAUGAGAAUAGAGUGCAUGUCUUUAAUGAAAAAAGUGAGUGUGGAGAACUAAUGUGGACAUUUUCGCUGUGCAAUAACCAAUGUGCGAAAGAUCUGCAAUCAGAAUAAUGACAAUAUCUUCAACUAAACAGUCACUUCUUAAUAUAAUGUAAACUGCAUCCACUAUGGUUAUUUCAGUGACACAUUAUAAUGUGGCAUUUAGUACAAACGACAUACCAUUAUGGAAACCUACUGGUACAUAGUGAAAGCUACUGUACCGUUACUGCUACAGUCACUUUGUUUCAGUGAGCCACGCUGCUGCACAGAUUGAAGAAUAAAACAUGCUGUGUUUUGUUACAGCAACAACUACAUAAGUGAGGCUCACUAUGCUGCAAAUUCACAAAUGGGAAUCAUCUCAAACAUCACUUCCAAUUACACUUUAUUUCAAUGUCAAAUGAUUUGGAACAUUACACAAAAUAUGAAUCAUCACACCUUUAUUUGCAACACAGUGUACUGGUCAUAUUAAACCGCCCAUAAACAAG